UGACGGUUGCUCUCCCGUGUUCCCAGGAGUGGGGAAAUCCCUCCUCCUCGUCCAUCUGCUGUGUCCAGAACCAAGUCCUGGGGAACCCGUCCUGGACUGUCUGCUGUUCCGUGGGAUGUCAGGCUGCAUGAAUACAAGGAGGGGACCCCGGAGGAGAAGACGUUUUUCAUCGAGCUUUGGGACGUUGGGGAUCGGUCGGCAGCGCCAGCAGUGUAAAGAAGGCCAGAGCCGCCUUCUACAAUGGCAUCAAUGGUAUCCUCCUGGUCCAUGAUCUCACCAACAAGAAGUCAUCUCAGAAUCUGCACCGCUGGCUACUGGAGACUCUCAACAAAGAUCUGCAGCCAACGGGUGUGCUGGUCACCGGUGGGGACUACGACCGGGAAAACUUUGCCGAUAACCAGAUCCCCCUGUUGGUCAUCGGCACUAAACUGGACCAGAUCCCAGAGGCCAAACGCACAGAGGUCCUGAUCCGCACCGCGUUUCUGGCGGAGGAUUUCAAUGCCGAAGAGAUGAAUCUGGACUGCAACAACACGCGUGGCCUUGCUGCCGGAUCCUCCAACGCCGUCAAACUUAGCAGGUUCUUUGACAAGGUAAUCGAGAAGCGAUAUUAUUCCAGGGACUCCACCUCGGU
Messenger RNA from Staurois parvus, 631 nucleotides. The record is from the annotation of a GenBank genome assembly. NCBI's taxonomy places the organism in Eukaryota, Metazoa, Chordata, Amphibia, Anura, Ranidae.